UCAUGCUGCUGCCAGGUCCAGAGUCUCUGUCAUGGGGUCCCUGUACGGGCCUCCCAUUGCUGCUGUCCUCCAUCGCCACACUCUGCCAUGUGCCACUUUCAGGUCUCCUCACACACUGCUGGGUUCCAUUUUGUCAUAGGGUGCUGGCAGAUUACGGGCCUCCCAUUGCUGCUGCCAGGCCUUAAUCUGCCAUGGGCCCCUGUACCGCCUCCUCAUGCUGCUGCCAGGUCCCACAGUGUCUCAUGGGUCCCUGAACCGCCUCCCAUUGCUGCUGUCUCCAUCGCCACACUCUGCCAUGUGCCACUUUCAGGUCUCCUCACACUGCUGGUGUGUUCCAUUUUUUGU
This is a messenger RNA of Staurois parvus, 345 nucleotides long. NCBI's taxonomy places the organism in Eukaryota, Metazoa, Chordata, Amphibia, Anura, Ranidae. The record is from the annotation of a GenBank genome assembly.